Molecule: messenger RNA, 2172 nt
Organism: Orbilia oligospora ATCC 24927
Lineage: Eukaryota; Fungi; Ascomycota; Orbiliomycetes; Orbiliales; Orbiliaceae
Exons: 1
Coding region: 1-2172 (723 amino acids)
Biological process (GO): carbohydrate metabolic process
Molecular function (GO): alpha-L-fucosidase activity
Source: RefSeq, a predicted model, not a curated record
AUGGUCUAUGGCCAAACGACAACCGAGGUUCUUCAGCUUAAUGAAGAUUCCGUAUGGUACGGUGGGCCACAGGACCGUCUACCAAAGGCUGCCUUGCAAAAUCUUCCCGAGUUACGCCGAUUGAUUCGGGAAGGACGGCAAAAAGAGGCAGAGGCCCUAGUACGAGCCGCUUUUUUUGCAUACCCAUCAAGUCAACGUCAUUCUGAACCUCUUGGAACUUUACACCUCGAUUUCGACUACGGAUAUCAAGGCAUCGAUAUUCGUGAUUAUAGAAGAGAACUCGAUAUAUCACAAGCGAUUUCAAGGGUACAAUAUUCUUGUAAUGGUAUACAAUAUCAACGGGAGGCUAUUGCAUCGUACCCAGACCAGGUUAUCGGGAUCAACUUAUCAUCGUCCCAAAGUUCCAAAUAUACGAUCCGAUUGAACAGAGUAAGCGAACGAGAAUAUGAGACAAAUGAAUUCCUGGAUACGUUGACGACAAGGGACGGGAAGAUCAUUAUGCAUGCAACUCCUGGGGGCGGAGGAAGUCGGCUCUGCUGUGUCGUUUCUGCACGAUCCAAUGAUCCGGAUGGCCGUGUCCAGGUUCUCGGUAAUACACUAGUGGUUACUGGUAAAAGUUCUACCAUACUACUAGCUUCUCAGACAACAUUUCGUGUUGAAGAUCCUGAAUUGGCUGCUUUGGGUGAUAUAGAAAAAUGUGGUUCAUGGACUCAAAUUUUGGACCGUCAUUUGAAAGAUUAUAAAAACUUAUACGGACGAGUCUGUCUUAAACUUAGCUCUGAUGACAGCCACAUCCCCACAGACCUUCGCCUCCAGCGCAAACCAGAUCCUGGUCUUGUCGGUUUGUACCAUAAUUAUGGGCGGUAUCUCCUCAUAUCCUGCAGCCGCCCUGGAGACAAAGCCCUCCCAGCCACUCUACAGGGAAUAUGGAACCCUUCAUUUCAACCUCCGUGGGGCAGCAAAUACACCAUCAACAUUAACACCCAGAUGAACUAUUGGCCCGCGAAUAUCUCAAAUCUGCCAGAAUGUGAAACACCUCUGUUUGAGCUCCUUGAGCGAGUUCAGGUCAAUGGGGCGAGGACUGCGAAAGAAAUGUACGGCUGUAGGGGGUGGUGUGCCCAUCACAACACUGAUAUUUGGGCGGACACUAACCCUCAAGAUAAAUGGAUGCCGGCGACCUUAUGGCCACUCGGCGGCGCUUGGUUGUGCACCCAUAUCUGGGAAAGGUAUCUGUUUUUCGAAGAUAAAAGCUUCCUGCAAAGGUUAUUUCCAGUACUUGAGGGGUGUGUGCGGUUUCUACUCGAUUUCUUGAUCAAGGACGAUCAUGGAUUUUAUGUCACGAACCCAUCAUUGUCCCCAGAAAACACUUUCAAAAACCAAAGAGGGGAGGAGGGUGUUUUCUGCGAAGCCUCGACUAUGGAUAUUCAAAUCCUCACUGCUGUUUUUAAAGCGUACAUCACUUCAUGCCACAUUCUAGAGGGCUUGGGUACCGUUGAUAUGGCGGAGGUAAACAAAGCUCUUGCUGGUUUACCACCUGUGAUAGUUUCGUCAACAGGCCUGCUUCAGGAAUGGGGAAGGAAUGACUAUGAAGAGGUUGAACCAGGUCAUCGCCAUACUUCUCACCUCUGGGGACUUCACCCAGGAGAUUCUAUCACGCCAGCGUCAACACCAGAAUUUGCGGAAGCAGCAUCUGCGGUCUUGACUCGCCGGGCUGCUCAUGGCGGCGGCCAUACGGGCUGGUCGAGAGCCUGGUUAAUCAAUCUUCACGCCCGACUAGGCCAAGCAGAAAAAUCCAAGGAGCACAUUGAACUCUUAUUACGCAAAAGUACACUCCCAAAUUUGCUUGACGACCACCCUCCAUUUCAGAUCGAUGGAAAUUUUGGCGGGUCUGCCGGAAUCAUUGAAAUGAUUGUGCAGAGCCACGAAAUUGUGAACGGAGAAAGGGUCGUUAGGCUUCUGCCUGCAUGGCCUCUUGAAUGGGGGAAUGGAAGGGUUGAGGGGAUUCGGGUAAGAGGGGCCGCCGCAAUUACCUUCGAGUGGCGGGAUGGUAGAAUAGAAGGCCCGGUUUUAGUUGAAUCUGAAUUUGCUUCCAAUAAAUACAUCAUAGUUUCACCAAAUGGGUCAAAAGCCAAAAUUGAGGGUCAAGGGCAUCACGAAAUUGUUUUUAGUUAA